Molecule: messenger RNA, 2742 nt
Organism: Mauremys reevesii (Reeves's turtle)
Lineage: Eukaryota; Metazoa; Chordata; Testudines; Geoemydidae
Exons: 6
Coding region: 388-1509 (373 amino acids)
Source: RefSeq, a predicted model, not a curated record
UAACUGCCCUGAGUACGUUCCCGGCUGCUCCUUUCCCUUUCCACUCCUAAACCUCUCUCUGGCUCCUUGGCCAGCCCAGCCUCUUUAGUAUUCUCGCCUUGUUGCCCACUAAGCAACUGCAGCUGCUAAGGUGCUGAACUUUAGGGCCUCUGACUGCUUUGCUGGUGUGUUUCCCCUGGCCUGGAUUGUUAUACAAACUUCCCAUAAGGGAUCUGCCAUUCCAGCUGGGUGUGGGAGCAGGAGUCCCUGACUGGAGCAGCAGGAUUCUCUGGAAAGCAGGAGCGGAGCAGAGCGUGUCUGGAAACUGGUUCUUUGCCAGUCCUACAGUGCUAAAACAGAAAGUGGGGACUUUUUUCUUUCUUUCUUUCCCUUUUGCGUUGAUUUUGAAUGAAAGCAAGAGUGAGAAAAACAAACCAGCUCCCACUCUCCAGUCCUGGUCAUUCUUUUCGGGGGCUCCUCUUCCCCCUUUGUUGCUGGGAAACAAUGGAGCUUUUCAAGUGGAGCCUGAGAUGGAUGUGCCUCCUUCCUUUGCUACAGGUAUCAGAGGGGCAAAGCUUCCUCAUAAAGAACAUCCGGCUGGAAAAGUGCCUGCAGGUCGCCCACCAGGACAGCGACCAGAUCAGCCUGGCUGAUUGCAAGCUGCGUGCCCAGCAGCAGCAAUGGAGGUGGGACCUCAGAACAAAAUCCAUCGUCAGCCUUAAAACCAAACGGUGCCUGACCAUCCAGAAGCCGCAGGAGUUCGCAUCAGCCUACCUGGAGCCAUGUGGGGACAGGGAGCGCCAGACGUGGGCUUGCAGCAAGAAGGGACACUUGACCUUGCACGGCCUGGGCUUGCAUCUCAACACGAAGCCAGGCCACAGGGUCUUUGUGUCCCGGGAGAAAGACAAGUUCAGCAAGUGGAAGACCCUGUCAGAUGAAACCGUCUGUGCUGUCAGCCCCACAGUGGCUACCAGGCUUGGUGACCCGAUGCAGGAAGCUGUAGCUGCGUUGGUGGGGGUUCACAAAACUAAAACCAUCAGUUCCUCUGCAAAGAUCCACACCAGCUCCAGGGGCUCUCUGCUGGAGUUGCCUGCCUCCACGUUGGCUGAGUUUAACAGCACAGUUCCUCCACCACGGAGCGACCAGAUGCUUCUAGCAAUGAAGGAGGAAGUGCCUGGCCAAUUUAAAAAUCAAUCUGGACACCGAGGGAAAGGUGCUGGGGCCAGGCCUACAGCCACCAAGUGGAAGACAGCCAUGCUAGUCCUCAGCCCCUUCGCAUUUAUACUGGGCCUGAUUAUACUGACACUCAAUGUUCGUUACAACAAGAAGAAGAAGCUCUCUGCUCUGAAGAGCUACCCAGAGAGCUGCAGCAGAGCUGCCUCACAGGAGCAGUCUCCAUUAACGGUGACGGCAGGCAGCUGGCAAAGCAGCACUCCAGCCUCUCAUUCCCCUUCCUUGCAGCACGGGGAAAUACUGAUUGAGUGGAAGGAUGGCACCGUCACUCCCCUUUUUGAUAACGCUAACUUUUAGAUGGGCUACCUCACAACUAACUGAGCCCGUUGCCUCUAUACAAUAGUGCCCUCUGAUAAAAUACUCCCACUGGGAACAAUCUGUCCUUAGUGAAUUUUCUUCAGUAGCCUAAUGGUUUUGAUAGAAACCAGCAAACACCGUUUACCACUUGAGAACAAUCGCAUGAUGCAGCACAAAGUUAUAGCAAACAGGGCAGAUUGUGUUCUGUUUGUUGAGGUGCACACAGGGCCGGCUCUAACUUUUUGCCACCCCAAGCAAAAAAAAAAGAGCACCGCCCCGCCGUAACACCCCCCGCUAGCACUGCUGAACCCCCCCCGAGCACCACGCCGCCCAAGCACCCCGUCCCCCCGAGCGCCGCGCCACCCAAGUCCCCGCCCCCCCGAAACAAAAACAAACAAAAAAAACCCUCCAGCGCCACCAGGCCAAACCAAAAAAACAACAACACCCGAGUGCCACCCCGCCCUGCCCCGCCCCAAGCACGUGCUUGGUCGGCUGGUGUCUGGAGCCAGCCCUGGGUGCACAGUGCUUAAACUUUCUCAAGGGUUCUGAUUUAUUCUGUAUGGAGACCCAUAUGUAACCACAGAGUGCCUGGCUGGUUCCUAAUGUUCUUUGCCUUUUGCUUUCCUUUGGAUUCUAGCACCACUGAUCACACAAGAAAUGUUUAUUCCUCCAAGUCAAAUGGAAAGGUGAAUACACAAAUCCUGGUAGGGUUUGAUUUGACUUCAAAGUGGAAAACGGGAUCCCCGAGCCAGUACACACUCAAAAAACCGCUCAGUGACUUUGUCCAUAAGAGAAUUUGUGACUUAUCAGCUCUGCCUUCAGCAGCCAAAAACAAAAUGACCAUCCCUGACAUUCUCCAGCCAUUUGCUGAAGUUUCCCCCCCUAAAAUAUUAAGGAAGAACAGUUUCUUUUCUCUAAAUAAACGACACUGCACGCCAACUUUCCCUCCUGACCCACUGCGAACCAGCUGAUGGCAGAGCAGCUGACUCAUCAAGAGUUUUAUAUUCCUGGUAUACAACACUAAUUUACAAUUCUACAGCACUUUUCAUCCCUACAAACCACAAAGCACUUAAUGAAUGCUACAUACGGAGUGCCAUUAAAAUGCAGCUACCAACCAUGGCUUCAACUAAUACAGCACUUUUUGUUUUGCCAAUGGCUGUUCACGACUGUUGACUGGGUAGAAUGGGUUACUUGAAAAUGGCUCUGUAUUCUUGUUUAAUUUAUAUUCCUGCA